This is a messenger RNA of Physella acuta, 1104 nucleotides long. RefSeq lists its product as uncharacterized. The record is from RefSeq and is a predicted model, not a curated record. NCBI's taxonomy places the organism in Eukaryota, Metazoa, Mollusca, Gastropoda, Physidae.
AACACAAUACACGUAGAGCUGUCAGAGAGAUUCUACCUCACAUCUAUCACCGUAAUCUUUGAAGAACCUGUGACUUUGGAGAAUCGUGACAUUACACUUAGAUUCUACAGCAGGGCGUCGCAAUCUUAUGAAACUGCUAAACAGACAUUCAUAGUUAUGGAGAAGAAUACUAAUCACCUUGUGAUGCAGCUCUCUAAGUCGUCUAGUAACAGAAGAUUUACACUCGAAAUUAAGAAACAUUUUAAUGUCUGUUCUGUGUAUAUUGAUGGGGGUUUAAACUUAGUGACGUGGAACAACACAGCCAGGGUGUACAUCCCAGGUCUAGACGACGACCUGUCGUCUUGGUACAUAUCGGACGGCGAGCGUUACAACACCUGCAUCUCAACCAACGUAACGGACACCAUCUGCGCCAAGUUUGAGGCCAUGAAUAAGAUCUACAGAAUCGCCAUCUACCCCAACAAUCCAGAUGUGGUAUUUUAUGUGAACUGCACCAACCAUCACAACGAAAGUGUUUUCAUUGAUACAAUCACCACCCAUACCAGGGGGCCUUCGUUCGUUCAUUUGAAUUCUUACGUUCACAAAAUAGAGAUCACGACAAAGGGCCAUGGGUUAUCAUUAUGCGAAGUUGAAAUUUUUGGAAGUGCAGAUGCGGUCCCUUUACCAUUUAACCCCGAUGACUACGUUCUGGUGUUGCCAUCUCCAGUCACAGAAAAAAAUCUUUUUUACAUUUUUAUCAUCUGUGUGGCGUUUAUUUUGAUCCUCUCCCAGUUAGAAAAUACGGCUUUAGAAGGAUGUCUUUUUGGGCAUGUGAGAGUAAAGCCAAGUCACCAGCAAAGUCACAUUCCUCUAGGUGGUUGGGACUGUUCCACUAUAGUGCGCAAGACAAAUAUUUUGUCAUUACAUGACCUGUUGGCCCUGAAGCCAGCUUGUUCUUCACGAAGGAUCCCACCAAUUCCUUUCCUCAUUCUUUGUAAUAAGACUCUGCAGAAGAUUUUUCCUGGUACUGACAGAAGAUUAAUGCCUCUCCAGUUCUCACAAACAUUAAGGUCGCCCUUUUUGGCUAAUUUGAUAGUGAUUCCCCGUUUCCAAGAAUCUCGGACUUAA